Messenger RNA from Oryzias melastigma (Indian medaka), 4740 nucleotides. RefSeq lists its product as uncharacterized. The record is from RefSeq and is a predicted model, not a curated record. Lineage: Eukaryota; Metazoa; Chordata; Actinopteri; Beloniformes; Adrianichthyidae. Gene Ontology annotation, molecular function: protein binding. Bases 575 to 3976 code for a protein of 1133 amino acids. The transcript has 19 exons.
GCUUUUUUGUGCAGUAAAUUCAAAUUUGUUUAAUAAAUUUAAAUAUAUAAUUUCUUCAUUAAAACUAACAUUUUUGUUUAUUUUGUGUUAAUGUAGGAUUGCUUCAGGGGAAAAUAAAUCAUUUGAACCUAUUUCUAUAAGAUAAGAAGCUUCAACUUAUAAACUCUUAAUCCAUAUAAGCUUGUUAAAAAUAUUAAAACGAACAUUUUUAUUUAUGUGUUAGAAAAAAAACCCGUUCUUUAAGCGGUAAUCAUGUUAUUUGGACCCUACAUACCUUCAAUCUUAUUUCUGCGCUCCCAGUUUGAACUAUCGCGAGACUUUGAGAUGUUAUCGCGAGAUUUAAUUCGGAGUUCUUUACCGCGCCACUUAUCAUUGCGGUAAUUGUUCUUCCGUGUUGUUGAGCCACGAAAGGUUAUAGUUUUCUAGUACAACUGCAUUCCUGAGCUACUGGAAGAGGAGGAGUUUUUCUAUGAUGUGUUUCAUGAGGAAACAAACAAGGACUAACAAGCAGGAACAACAAUUCAGCAGAACUCGGAAGAUGUUCGCUUUUGACGCAGAUAAAAUGGUUUAACUCAUGGAUUAUAAAGGGAUCGUCGUCAUUUUUGCAGGAGCACUGCUCAGUGUUUCCUUUGGGCAGACUCGCCAGUUCUACUUUGUGAACACUCCUUUGACCUGGACAGAUGCUCAAAGUGUCUGCAGACAGAACUACACUGACCUGGCCUCCAUAGAGAAUACAGCAGAUGUUGAUGCAGUUAUUGCUGCAGUUUCAAAUUAUACAGGGAAAGCUUGGAUUGGCCUUCACGAUGACUUGGAAAACAGUUGGAAGUGGUCUUUGAGUGACAGCGGCUUUUAUGGUGAUGGACAGUCAACAUUUCGGAACUGGGGGUCUAAUGAGCCCAACAAUCUGUAUGGACAACAGUUGUGUGCGGAUCUUUAUGGUGUCAACGGUUUAUGGGAUGACAAUGAUUGUAAUGUGGCACUAGCUUUUGUUUGCUAUACUGGCGCAGUUUCUGGCACACCCUCUUACAUUCGCAUUAACACUCCAUUGAACUGGACAGAAGCACAGAAAUACUGCAGGAAUAACUAUGUUGACUUGGCCAGUGUGCGGAAUAUUACAGAAAAUAACAUCAUUAAAGACCUAUCAGGAAGUAGUGUGGUCUGGAUUGGUCUGCAUCGCCAGAAAGUGUGGUCCGAUGGAAGCCAGUCUGUGUUUCAGUACCCGAUACUUGGUCAAAACUCUGUUGGAGAGCUAUGUGUUAGUGCAGACAGGUCUGGACAAUGGUCAAAUAAUUACUGCUCUUCUCAAUUUCCAUUUAUUUGCUAUAAAAUAGCACUUCUGAAUGUGGAAAAUGUUACUUUACUUAGAAGAACAGAGACUAACGUCACUCUGCAGUGGAGUAAGAUCAACAAUGCCAGCUAUGUGCUCCAGUUUAAUGGUACAGAGAGGAUGAUUGCAGCCCCUGAUGGCGAUGGACCAGUAACUUUCACAGUCUCAUCCCUCAGUCCUGGGACUACAUAUACAUUCAAUCUCUACUCUGUUUAUGGAAGCACCAGAAGCACUGGAGUAAAACUGACAGUAACAACAGCUCCUCCAAAUGUGGAAUUCUUCAGAUUUGUGGCACGGGACCACCGCAGUAUUACACUACAGUGGAACAAAAUAACCAACAACAUCAGCUUUGUUCUUCAUGUGAAUAGUGUGGAGACAAACAUAACUGCACCAACAGGAGAUGGACCAGUCAAUUACACUGUCUCUUCUCUCAGUGCCAGAACAAACUACACAUUUACUCUGUUUUCUGUGUUUGGGAAUGUCAGAAGCAGUGGAGUACAAGUCACUGUCGCUACUGGCCCCCCUCCCACCUGUGCAGAGAUAGUAUGUCCAUCAGGAACGGAGUGCUACACCAUCAACGGCAUUGCCACAUGUGUGGACCCCUGCAACAACUAUACUGCACUGAAUGAUGACUGGCGCUCAGUUGAUAACACGAACAAUAGUGUUUUACACUGUGAUCGAAAUAUCAACUGGAACGGCUGGUAUCGCAUGUUUCUGGGGGGAAAUAAUGCUCAAAUCCCUGAAACGUGUGUGGCAGAGAAUCGAUGUGGAACUCAUGCUCCUCUGUGGAUCAAUGGAGUUCAUCCCACACAGUCAGAGGGAAUAGUAACUCGUACUGUGUGUAACGCUUGGUCUGGAUCCUGCUGUAACUUUCCAACACACACCAUUAAGGUCAAACUCUGCUUUGGAUCGUACUAUGUCUACAAACUAGGGGUUCCAUCAACCUGCUGGCUGGCAUAUUGUACAGUCUCUCACAAUGGAUUUAGUGUAUUGGGACAAAAUAAAAGCAGCAUCACUCUGCAGUGGCCUAAAGUGAACAACAGUGUCAGCUUUGUUCUCCAUUUCAAUGGCACAGAGACGAACAUCAGUGCAUCAUCUGCAGAUGGACCUGUAACGUACACCGUCUCAUCUCUCUCUCCUGGAAAUAGAUACACUUUUAUUCUCUUCCACGUCUUUGAAAAUAUCAGAGUCAGUCAAUUUCAACUUCAGGCUUUUACUGCUCCACCAAAUGUGGAAUUCUUCAGAUCAAUUGCUCAAGACCAGACCAGUAUUACACUACAGUGGAACAAAAUAACCAAUGACAUCAGCUUUGUUCUUCGUGUGAAUGGUGGGGAGACAAACAUUCCUGCUCCAACAGAAGAUGGACCAGUUAAUUACACCGGCUCUUCUCUCAGUGCGAGAACAAACUACACAUUUACUCUGUUUUCUGUGUUUGGGAAUGUCAGGAGUAGUGGAGUACAAGUCAAUGUCGCUACUGCUCCACCAAAUGUGGAAUUCUUCAGAUCAAUUGCACAAGUCCAUAACAGUAUUACACUACAGUGGAACAAAGUAGCCAAUGACAUCAGCUUUGUUCUUCGUGUGAACGGUGUGGAGAUGAACAUAACUGCACCAACAGGAGAUGGACCAGUUAAUUACACUGUCUCUUCUCUUAGUGCUGGAAGAAGCUUCACAUUUACUCUGUUUUCUGUGUAUGAGAAUGUCAGAAGCAGUGGAGUACAAGUCACUGUCGCUACGGCUCCAAAAAAUCCAGAGAACAUCAUAUCAUCAAGUCAGAAUGAGACAAGCAUCAAUCUGCAGUGGGCUAAAGUAGACAACAGUGUUAGCUUUGUUCUUCAGUUUAAUGACAGACAGGAAAUAAUUGCUCCACCAACAGGAAAUGGACCAAUAUCUUACACUGUGGCCAAGCUGGAUCCUCAAACGAAUUACACAUUUAGCCUCUUCUCUGUGUUUGAGAACGUCACAAGCACAGGAGUCAUCUUUUCUGCAGUAACUGCUCCUAAAAAUGCACAAAAUGUCACCUCAACCGGACAAAAUGAGACAAGCAUCAAUCUGCAGUGGGCUAAAGUAGACAACAAUGUUAGCUUUGUUCUUCAGUUUAAUGACAGACAGGAAAUAAUUGCUCCACCAAAAGGAAAUGGACCAAUAUCUUACACUGUGACCAAGCUGGAUCCUCAAACCAAAUACACAUUUAGCCUCUUCUCUGUGUUUGAGAACAUCACAAGCACUGGAGUCCUCUUUUCUGCAGUAACUGCUCCCGAAAAUGCACAAAAUGUCACCUCAACCGGACAAAAUGAGACAAGCAUCAAUCUGCAGUGGGCUAAAGUAGACAACAAUGUUAGCUUUGUUCUUCAGUUUAAUGACAGACAGGAAACAAUUGCUCCACCAAAAGGAAAUGGACCAAUAUCUUACACUGUGACCAAGCUGGAUCCUCAAACCAAAUACACAUUUAGCCUCUUCUCUGUGUUUGAGAACGUCACAAGCACAGGAGUCAUCUUUUCUGCAGUAACUGUGCACAAAUAUAUUAUGAUGUUUAAAGUUGGUAUCAAGACAUCCAGCCUGAAUGCAUCUCAAAUAGAAGAACUGGUGAAAGAGCAUCUCAAAAAAAUUGAAAAGUCUGCAGAAUUAAUAAAAUUCAUCCUAAAGAUGUGAGAGAAAUUAAUAGAAUUCCUCCUGAAGACGUGAGAGAAGAGGACUUGGAAACAAAGAGACACAAAUGCAUUCUGGAAAUUUCUACGCGUCAGUGAGAAAUAUUUGACUUUAACAGAUUCUUAUUUUGUAAUUUUCUGCACCUAUAAUAAAAAUAAUUUGUUGUGCUUGUAUAUUAGUAAAUGUUUAAAAUGAGCAUGUUUUAAAUGUAAAUUUAAAAUUUUAAGUUUCCUUCUUUUAAAACAUGAUCUUGCAAAGGUUUUUUUCACAAACGCCAAAAAAAAAAAAACUUCUCUUUCUCACAUUUUGAAAGAAUUAAACAGAAAAGAAUUAACUAAUCAUGCAAAGCUGUGCUCUCUUAGGGUAGUGUGACCUCCGAGACCUAGGCAAAAAUCUGUAUGAAGAUUGACAAAUGUGUAGUGAAUGAGCGAUAAUGAGCUCAAAUGUCUAACAAAAAAUAUAUAUAUUAGCAAAAACUGUCUGUAUGUACUUAUUUACCUUUGCUUUAAAUGUUCAAUGUUAAAACUGGGGAAAAAACAGAAACGUGUUGGACUUACUGUUUGAACCAAAUCCGCCUUAUUAUGUACGAUGUGUUUUAAGAGCCUCAGCUUUUGCUGCCAAGUUUUUCGUGCAUGUCGGAGAGUCUCUUAUAAUGCUAUCCACACCUUGGCUAUAAGUCAUUCCAACCUUUUUUCCCAAAUUUUUAAAAUAUAUUUUUUUAUAAAUGUUUUUUUUUAUUUUCUUUUUUAAUCAUAUUUAACUAAUUA